GGUAGGAAAAACAAAAUCUUAAUUUUUCCCGGUAAGCAACAGCCGAUAGGCGAAAACCCAAGAACCAAAUAUCGAACUCGGGAGAAUGAUUUCCAUUUGCUCUGCUAGAGCAAUUCAAGCUGCACCUUCAAUUCAGUUGUUUUUCCCUCGAAACCGUGGAAGAAUCUCUUAUGAUGUUCUUCGAAUCGCUACCAAUCACUCUGUCAGAUGCUCGGGUUCCGAUGAGUGUGGUGAUGAAACUCUUCCUGAACCGAGAACCAAUUACGCCGGAAUGAGACUGGAAGAGAUCGUGGAGACAAAAUCCGGUAAAGUUCGUCUUGAUUCUUGGAUAUCCUGCCGCAUCGACGGGAUUAGUAGGGCUCGGGUGCAGUCCAGUAUUAGGGCCGGACUGGUUUCAGUCAAUGGCCGAGUUAUCGAUAAGGCUUCUCACAAUGUUAAAGCUGGGGAUAAGAUUAAUUGUACAAUUUCGGAAUUGCAGCCAUUGAGAGCUGAACCUGAAGAUAUUUAUUUGGAUAUAGUUUAUGAGGAUGAACAUGUUUUAGUGGUAAACAAACCGGCGCACAUGGUUGUUCAUCCAGCUCCUGGGAAUGCUACAGGAACACUAGUAAAUGCCAUUCUUAACCACUGCAGUCUCCCAAUGGUUACAACGACAAAUGAGGAACUUCUGUCAGACACGGAUAUUUCUGAUGAUGAGCUCAAUUCCAUUGAGAUUUUAUCUUCUAGAGUUUCUGAGGCACCUAUUCGUCCUGGAAUUGUGCAUAGGAUAGAUAAAGGAACUAGUGGAUUGCUUGUUGUUGCCAAGGAUGAACAUGCCCACGCUCACUUAUCUGCUCAAUUCAAGCAACAUUCUAUUGAGAGAGUCUAUAUCAGUCUCACAUGUGGAGUUCCACCCUCAACUGCUGGACGUAUCGAGGUACCAAUAGGCCGUGAUCCGAAUAAUCGUAUUCGCAUGAGUGCAGUAUCUAGAACAAAUAACAAUUCAAAUGCAAAGUACGCUGCUAGUAGGUACAAAGUUAUUGAAAAUUUAGCUCAAGGAGGUUUUUCAUUGGUUGAGUGGAGAUUAGAAACAGGCCGCACACAUCAGAUCCGUGCACAUGCGAAGUAUAUGGGAAUACCCUUACUUGGAGAUGAGGUCUAUGGAGGUACCAAGAGCAUGGCCAUGUCGCUGCUUCGGACUCGAACAUCAUCUAGUUGUCACAGCCAACUUAUGCAACUUGUUUCCUCAUUAGAGAGGCCUUGCCUUCAUGCUCUAACUCUCGGGUUUAUACAUCCUCACACAGGGAAGAACAUACGAUUUUCAUGCCCACCCCCUACAGAUUUUGCUGAAAUUCUGGGUCAGCUUCGUCAAAUUAGCACAAAAAAGGUUACCAAAUCUUAAUUGGGAUCCUUCAGUAUCUAGCAUACACACUCAGCGUCAAACGACUCGGGCAUGAAAGACCGAGAAGGGAAUGUUCCUAAACUCAAUAUCCCAAUAUCGAAAUCGAGGCAUAGCAGCACGCAACAAUGGCAUUAGAAAUGGAAACGACACACCGUAUCGGUACACUUGAUGGUGCUUCUACAGUCGAGAUGAUCGUGUUGCUUGUGUUGAACAUUCGCCUAAUCGCCAUGUCCAAUGGAACCUCAUGUUUCACUUAGUAUUGAUGGUAAGCCAGCCACCAUUGCUAUUAAUCCAUAGGAAUGUAGUCGAAUAUUCAUCGUCAUUCAAUUGGAAAUAUAUUUGAAAGACAUGAUUGCAGUAAA
Cucurbita moschata (crookneck pumpkin) is the source of this 1740-nucleotide messenger RNA. RefSeq names its product RNA pseudouridine synthase 2, chloroplastic. NCBI's taxonomy places the organism in Eukaryota, Viridiplantae, Streptophyta, Magnoliopsida, Cucurbitales, Cucurbitaceae. Bases 86 to 1378 code for a protein of 430 amino acids. The record is from RefSeq and is a predicted model, not a curated record. Gene Ontology annotation, biological process: pseudouridine synthesis. Gene Ontology annotation, molecular function: pseudouridine synthase activity; RNA binding. The transcript is spliced from 9 exons.